AUGGCAAAUUAAGAAAGCCACCCAAAAGGCAAAGUUGAUAUAUUACAUGAGGAAUCUAGUUUGGAAAGUUUUUUUCUAAAAAUUAAAAAUAUUUCCUUUUAAGUCCUCUCAGUCCUCCUUAAAAAUGAAGAAGAAGAAGUAUUGAUGGUCUUCAUAAUGACAGGAGUCGAUUAUAUGCAAAUGCACUCUUUUCCUUUUCAUGCAAAACUUCAACACGUUUGGAAAGCAACCACAUUUCUAUAAAUUAUUUUUUAAUUAUUCAAUGUCUUUCACAUCAAAAAUUAUAUGCCACACAUCAACUUCGUCACUUAUAUAAUAGGGAUUUAUUUUCUAGAUUUUAUUAUUCUACUCAUCAUUCUAGAUAUUCUAUAUGUCUCUUAUUCUUUCUCUCAAAAAAAGUUUAGCAUUACUUGGCCUCUCAAAAUUCUUAAUUAAGUUACUUCUUACUUUGUCACUGUUUUUUUUCUACCAAUCACUGAAAACCUAUUCUCCGUCUUAGAGUGUGAGAAAAACGCUGAAGGUGUUCAAAGCUUAGCUACAUUUGAAACUAUUGAGUGCUGGAAGGGAUGGAUGCUAGUCCAUUAAAUUGUUACCUCAUUAUUUAAUCUCAUUUUCGUCAUUAUAAGUAGCAUAGUAGCGUUAACUUUCUUUGAGCCUCGAAUGACAUCAAAGAACAAAACAGCAAGACAAGAUUCAUUAGCAGAAGUUAUUUUUAUUAUUACCAAAGUUGCAUGCUAAAUUCUAUUUAAUUUUGUUCCUGAAGGAAAUGAUUGGUUUUUAGUUCUUCUUUCUUUCACCUUUAGUGCCUGUUUGUACUGGUCUUAUAAUUUCGAGGAACCAUAUUAUGACAAAUUUGUUGGAAAAUUUUUUAAUAUAGCUACUACUUAUUAUCUAUGGACAAACGUUAUGCUGCUAGUUAGCUUAGUAUUUUAUGAGACUGAAUUUAAUGGAGGUUUGAUUAUUUGGAUUUUAGGUCUACCUUUUAUAUGUUUUAUUAUGCUCACUUCGAAGAAGAGUAGAAUAGAUACUCUUAUCACAAGUCAAACGAAAUUUCGCAGUGGUGAGUAAAUACAAGGGCAUUUAAGAUACGUACUUGAAUUAAUAGGCACUUAAAAAACAGAUAGAAACUCAUAUAUGUUACUAAUUGGUUAUGUUGAAAAACACAAAGAAGUUUGUCAAGAAGAAGAUUGCCCUCUUAAAAUUAAAAAAACAAGAAAAGGAAAGCAUGCUGAUAUUGAAAUGGAUGAAAUCAUUAAAAAUCUUAUCAAAGAGCUCGGAAGACUUUAUCAAAAUGGGUUGAGAAAAUUUCCUACAUGUACAAAGCUGAGGUUGUCUUAUGCAUUUUUUCUGUUUGAAAGAUUAAAAAAGAAAGAAGAAGCCUUAGUCCAAUUCAAGCUAAGCAUGACAACAAAACCUACAUUUGAUGAAUAAUUUAUUAUUUACAGAUAUAUGGAGUAGAUAUCCUCAAGCUAGGAAGAAGAAGAUGAAGAUGAGGAAGAGGAAAAUGAUGUUGUUAAAAAAAUAGAAUUCGAUUCACACAUGUCUUAAUGCGAAGAAUAUAUGAAAUUAGCAGCUGCCAAACACAAAGAAUUUUGGGCAAAUCUUCGAGAAGACAAUAAUAUAGCUCUUGGAAGGCUAAAUAUUUUAGGUUCGGGAAUCAGUUAAUGUGUUUACAAAUCAAAGGAACAUUUUAACGGAAUGCUUAAAAUAAAUAAUUAGUUGCCAUAGCCUUAUAAAGUUUUUGGAUAAUAUUUGAUUAGAGUACUCAAUUAAAGAGAGCAAGGAAUUGAAUUAUUGUAAAAAGGAAGAGAGCUGGCUAAACUAUAAUAGAAAACAUAAAAAAUUGAUGAUAUUGAAGACUUGAUUAAUGAUCCUAGGCCUUAUUUAGUUACUUAUAAAAAAUUUCAGUCAAAUACAUAAAUUUAGGCAAUAAAUCUUCUAUUUUCUGUCUUAUUUGGAUUUUAAAAAGAAGAAAUACAGGGAAAAGAAUUAAAAGUAAUUCUACCAAACUAAUUUACCGACAUUCAUGAAACUCUAAUCUAAUAAAUGAAUGAUAAUAUGAUUUAAGGGAAUUACAUUAGUAAUUACAUUGAUAAUCCUCAAUAAAGAUUUGGAAGGCACAGGAGUGGCUACAUAUUCCCAAUUACAUAUAAUGUGAAACCGUUAUCAGAUGAUUAUACUAAAUUUUAUGUAAAUAUUGAAGCAGAUAUGUAAACUAGAAGCUAAAUAAUCAUACUUACAAAUGAGGAUUUUAUUGUUACAGAUAUUUCUAGCUCAGCUAUCACAUACUUUGACAUUAAUCUCGCCAUGAUAAAAAACGACAUUAAAUUUGGCAUUGAAAACAUUAUAAGUGAUUUCGAAACAGAAAAAGAAGUUUACUUGAAAAAAGGGAAAGAGUUUAAUUUCAACAAUUAAGCUUUUAUGGUGAGUUGCUAAACGCAGCUAGUGCCAAUCGAAAAUAAAGAUGCAAUUGAUGAGGAACAAUAUCUAACAUAUGAAAUUCUGGGUUACAUUUUUAAAAUAGAUAAAUUAGAAAGAGGAAUGAUAAUAAAUUAAUAGCAAAUACAAUAAUAGUUUUAACAACCCAGCUUAAAUGCACCUUCUAAUACAUCUUUUUAAAACUUAUCAAUGCCUUCAAACUUAAAUCCAAAAGAAACCUUUAAAGAUUAUAUAAAAGACAUUCAAAAAGAGAAUCUCAAUUCAUAUAGGGAUGCAUAGUUUACAUACAGAGAUGCAAUAACUUAAAAUACUUACAGAGAUACAGUAACUGAAAAUACUUACAGAGACACUUAUAGAGAAGAAACUACUAAGCUAAAAGAUUAAAGCUAAAUAAAUUAUUCUCCUAAUUUACCAUUAAGUAGCCCUGUGUAAAAUAUACCAAUUAUAUCUAGUGCAAACAAUCUGAGUAUGACUAAUCUCAGCAUGUAAAAUCUUUUUUCCUUAGAAGCUUAAAGUAGUAAAAACGCACCCCAAUCAACUACAAAUAAUAAUGGACAUGUAUUCAAUCUGAAUAUAUAAAAUUUGUAGUUUAAUAAAAAAAUUACGAAUGAUAAUUCUCCUCUUCCUCUUAGUAGCAAUAGAGGCAGUGCUAGAAAUGUUUUGAUCAAGCAAAAAAACUAUAAUUCACAGAGUUCAUUUCCUAUGAUAGUUUUAGAAUAAAAUAAUUUAGCAGAAAACGAUCUCUCUUCUUCCUCAAACUAAGAGGUCGUCAAUAACUGUUAGUAAAAGCAAAAUAAAUUUUCAAAAUUUCUAUUUGAUUUUUACAAAACGCCAGCUGAAGAUGAAACAUUUUUCUAUGAUGAAGAUGAUUCUACAAAUUAGUAUUCUAUGGUUAAGAAAGAAACCAAAAACUAUUCAAAAGACAUUAAGACAAAAAGACUUUUCAAUAAUUAAAUUAUUAACAUUUACGAUGGAGACGACAAUGAAAACUAAGAAGAGGAAGACGAAGAUAACGAAGAUAGUGUUUUUAAAAAUGAAAAUAAUUAUUAUUAAAGCUAAGAAGAAUAUGAAGUAUUCAAUCAGAAUAAUACAUCAUAAAUCAUUUAGAAAUCAUUAAAUUAUGAUCACAAACAUCAAUUGAUUAGCAUUUUUAAAUGGGUAAGCUUUAUGUGGCUCAUGUGUAUAUUAAUAAUCAGCAUUUUCUAAUGCGCUUUGACAAUAAUAAAACUUAAUUAAUACUCAGAAGACAUGGACAUUAUGUUUGAAUUCUCAUAAAGAAACUUUAAAGCUGUAUCCAUAGUCUCUUAAGCAAUAGAUUUGGUCUACAUAAAGCAGGAUCUAUAUUUCCCAAAUUAUAUCUUUAUGGAUGAAAUCAGAUAAAACAUGUCUUCAACAAUAGUUUCUAUAUCAAACAUUACUACUUCUAUAGGAGAUAGUUAUUUAGAUUACUUUGCUGAUAACUAAUCAUCAUCUCAAAUGAAAAUAUUUUCAUCUUCACUAUAAAACAACUUCCGAAUUUAAAUUGUGGAUAAUGACUAAUUAAUUAACUCAUUGGUAUCACUAGGCGCACUUAUAAUUUCUUAAGAUGAUUCUUAAAUUAGCUUAGAUAAUGGAUAUUUUAAUAGUAUUAUAUAUAACUACUAUCACACAAUAGGGGAAUUCAUUGAAUAGUAAAAUCAGCAAAUUUAUGAUGCAGUUAAUAAUAGACUAAAUUCUCCUUAAUAUGAAUUGAUAGCUGCUUUUUUUGUUCUUGGAACUAUUGGAAUAUUGAAUAUGAUACUGUUCAUUUAUUUUAUGAUAUCACUAAAAGAUUAAAGAGAGAAUAUUCUUUUCUUGUUUUUAGAUAUUCCAAUCAAACAUAUAAAUUUUCUUUAUAAAAAUUGUGAUUCCUUUCUUAAAAAGUACGUCUCAAUUCAAGAACUUAUUAAUCGAAACGAAAAUCAAGGUCAGGACAGCUCAGAUGAUGAAGACUAAGACAGAGAUAUGAACACAAGAAAAUUAUAUAAAGAUGAUUAAUAAACUACAAACGAAGAUGAAAAAGAACUAGAAAAGGAAAUAAUGAAAAAAAGAAUUAAAAUUAUUAAAAACUAUAAAAAACAUAAAUUCAGAGGGCAGCAAUUUAUGAUCUUAAAGUGCUUUAUUGUUUUAGCCUUUUCAUUUAUCUACUCAAUUAUUGAUCUUGCUGAAGUAAUAAAAUUGCAAUCAUAGAUUUCUUCCCUUAUAGAUUAAUAUUCCUACGACUUAAAUAUAUCAUACAAAUUCUAAAACUACUUUAACGUGCUAAAAAUAACCUUAAUUAAUCCAAACUACCCAAUAGAAAAUAUUACAGCUCAAAAUUAUGUAGUUAAUCAAUAUAAUAAGCUUCUUGGUAGAAACGGAAAGCUUUAAUAAUUUAAUUUCGAUAUUCUAAAUAACUAUGACGAUAUCGAAAAUGCCUAUUAUAAAGUUUUUUACAUGAAUGGGUGUAGCUUACUUGAUUAAGAAAUUCAAUCUGAAUGUUAAAUGUAUAUAAACAACAGUUUAUAAAUUGGGUUGGACAACGCUAUCUAAUUUUAUGCUUCUUACUUUUAAUAAACUUUAAAUGAGCUCCUAGUUAAUAAUGCUCAGAGUUCAACCUUAUCUAAAGAUAAAUUCUUUGUAGAAACAAAUAUUUCGUUAUAAAAAUUUGUUGAUCCUUUAAUUCAGUACUUUACUUCUGCUGAAAAUGACUCCUUAACAGCAAGUAUUUAAACGACAAACAACCUCGAAACACUUUUAGUUAUACUUUUUAAUAUAUUUUUGAUAUUAAUAUUUUUGAUAUUUUGGCUACCUAAAAUAUCUGAUAUGAAUGUGGAAAUAAAUCGAACAAUUUAAAUGCUGAAUAUGAUUCCUCUAAAAGUGAUGAAAGAAAACAGAAAUAUAAGGGCAUUUAUAAAAUAUUUAAUAGAUCAAACUCAUAAACAAUCAGACACUUGA
Molecule: messenger RNA, 5394 nt
Organism: Tetrahymena thermophila SB210
Lineage: Eukaryota; Ciliophora; Oligohymenophorea; Hymenostomatida; Tetrahymenidae
Product: PAS domain S-box protein
Exons: 17
Source: RefSeq, a predicted model, not a curated record